Bactrocera dorsalis (oriental fruit fly) is the source of this 3552-nucleotide messenger RNA. RefSeq lists its product as uncharacterized. Bases 2441 to 3130 code for a protein of 229 amino acids. The transcript is spliced from 2 exons. The record is from RefSeq and is a predicted model, not a curated record. NCBI's taxonomy places the organism in Eukaryota, Metazoa, Arthropoda, Insecta, Diptera, Tephritidae.
GCAUUAUUGAAGUUAUACUUCUUUUUCUUUUCUUUCGUUUGUCUUUGAUUUUUGCGAAUUCUCAACUAUUUUGUGUGACUUUUGGUUGAAAUACUCUGCGCUGGCCUUUGAAAAAUUAAGACUAUACUUGACAGGAUCAUUUCUGUAGUCAGUCCACAGAACUUAAAAGUAUAGAGAAGGUGCAGGUUCGACUGCGAACAUUUGAUAGAUUCACAUUAGGGAAUUCAUCGCAUUUGUUAACAUUGUAGGUCGGAAUUCGCCUCGUAAUUUUAACAUUUUUUACAAUUCUCUCACAUAUUCUAACCGAGAAUAUGAAGAGACAGAAAAAUAUGUAUCUACGGCAUAUGAUGACAAGGCAUACUAUAUGCCGAAGCAUAGAAUAUGAAGAGACCGAAAUACACUCCCAACGAAGAACUUCGUUUUGCUUUUCGUUUAUAUUUUAUUCCAUUUUGACAGCGAAAAAUGUGUACAAAAUACACCUCUCACACAGAGACCAUAAACACAUUUUUGAAGUUAUACUUCUUAUACGAGUUCGGAAAAGGUUGCGAUAGAUUCAUAUUGCGCAACCUUGUCUGCGAAGAUGUUCGAGUAGCAAGGGAAGCGGAUCGUUUCUUUCGGCACAGCUCGGCUUUUCUACCAGCAACACAAUGUAGUCUGCUUAUGCUAUUGUUGUUUUUGUAGAACAAUGUUUAACUUUUUGGUUUGUGACAUAUUCACAUGUGUGCGCGUGUAUGUUUGUAUGCUUGUGCAUUAUAUCUUUCGUUUGUGUUUCAUUUCUGCGAAUUCUCAACUAUGUUGUGUGACUUUUGUUUGAAAUACUCUGCGUUGGCCGUUGAAAAGUUAAGACUAUACUUCACUGGAUUAUUUCUGUAGUCAGUCUUCAUUUCCUUUCUUUGCAAAUCGACCCGCGAUGACGAGGUAUGUCGUUUUAUCCGACAGCGUGGGGUUUAUGGACUUCAUUUCUAAUUUUAUCUUGUGGCAUAUUAGAAAUGAUGUUUCUUCCAUGAUCGCUUGGUUACAACGGAUAAAACGACUUCUGAGUGGUGAUUUUAAUGAAUAAAUUCCAAGGUUUUGUACAAAUAAUUAUAUAUGCAGUCAAUAAGUACAAUAUAUAUAUAUAUAAUAAGUACAGUACGCAUAUGUAUGUUUGUAUACUUGCGCAAUAUUUUUCUUUUUUUUCUGUUUCAUUUAUGCGAAUUCUCAACUAUUUUGUGUGACUUUUUGAAAUUGCAACGCCAAUAAUGAAUACAAGAAAUUGACUAAACACCAUGUUAUAAGAUAUACAAAUUAUAAUAUGACAACCCAAUUCGAAGAGUACAAAAGAGAGAUAGUUACGCUGCAUAUUCCCUCCCGCAACGAAGAGACAGAACUACUUUCCGAGUCUAAAUUCCUUCAAUUAGACUUUGCUUUAUAAAAUGUGCAUAAUAAAUUUAUAAAAUGUGAAUUUAAGUUUUCUAGUUUUCUUUCAUACAAAAUGAUAUGCAUUUCUGAAUAUCACUAAGAAGUAUAACUUCUUCCGCGCGUAGGGACUCCACGCACCUUUUUUUUUCUAAUUCUCUUAUUUUAGUUACUCGAAAUGAGCAGAGACUGCUUCUCGGCGGCACCUCAUGAAUAGGUUGUUCAAAUAUCAUUGAACAUGCAUACUUAUCAACAAAGCCGAAAUACAAUUAAAAAUAAAUAUCUAUUUUCAAACAUACAUACAUAUGUAUGUAUGUACAUAAACAACCACACGUAUUUAAAUGCAAUGUGCAUCUAAUAAUAUUAAAAAUGCAUGGGACAAAAAUCAUAAAUUCAAAGAAGAGAUAACAUUAAACACACACACAUAUGUAUUAAAUUGUACUCUUGAAAUAACCCCAUGUCAAGCGACAAUAAACAAUAUGCUGCAAUACAUAAAAACAUACACACAUACACAUAUUUUUAGUUAUUUAAGAUAGUUUUAAAAUUUGUAUAUAAGCAAGAAAAAUACGAAAUAAAAUGAAUAAGCUCUCCCUAAAUAAAAGUCUUGCAUUGCCCCCCACCAGAGGUAAGGAUUGUAAGAAACUAUAUUGAGGUAUUAACAAGGUAUUAGAAACCUCUCGUCUUUAUUUGACCAGUAUGGCAGUGCUAAGUGCAAUUGGAGAUUGUUACAACAGAACAGGGCCCGAAUCGCGGCAUUCGUAAACGAGUCAAAUUGUUCGAAAUUUCCAGUUUUCGGAUUGCGGCACUCGUUAUCGAGUACACUCGUUCGAAAUUUGACAUUCUGUCAUUCGAUAACGAGUUGUAAUUCAAACGAACGUAACGAAAUGUCAUUCGAUUGAUAAUUUGCAAUCGUUAAUUCAAAAGUUUUCAAACGUCGUGAGUCUACUCAGAAAAAAUCAAAUAAAAUGUAAGUUAACGUUUAUGUUAUUGACUAUUUUAUGAAUAGAAUCAUUUUUUUAGGACAAAUGUUAAUAAAAUCAACAUGAGACAAAAAAAUUUAAUGGUCGAAUACAUCCUUCGGCAUCAAGACUUGGCCAAAAAUAUGCUGCCGAAUUGUGGUCAGGGCAAAGCUGCUGCCAAUAAAUUGUGGGACUCCUUGGCGGUUCUGCUUAAUGCGGCCGGUCCACCAAUGAAGGAUGCUAAGUCUUGGCGGAAAGUAUUUGCUGAUCAAAAGCACAACGUCAAAAAGAAGUUGUCUUUCAACAAAGCGUCGAAGCAGCGAACUGGUGGUGGUCCUUACGAAGAAAAGUACCUAACAACAGCAGAGGAGCAACUGCUUCAGGCUACCGGCAUGGACGUUGCGGUAGAAGGCCUGGGAGAAGUAAGAACUUUUGGCAACUCCACCCCUGAAAAAGAGCCUGUCGAAAAGCUUAUGGCAGAGUUUUUAUACAGUGGCGAAGACGACGUUCCACCGAAACCCUCAACUAGUCGCAGCGCUACGAAGAGGAGCAAACAGGAUGCUGCCGAUGAAAAGCUGGCCCUCAUUAAAGAAAACAUGAUCGCGUUUGAAAGCUACCAGCAGAGUAUAGGCGCAAAACUAGACAAGCUUAUAGCUUUGAAGGAGAGGUCGAUGGAAAUGAAAAAGGAAGCUCACAAAGCUUAUAUGGAAGUCAAAGCAAUAGAGCUGCAAAUUAACCGAAUACAAUUAGAAGCCUUAAAAGAAAAUAAAUAAAUAUACAAACAAAUAAUAAUAAACGUACAUACACUUGUUUUAUUCAAAUUGUAUUUUCUAGCGCCAACAUUAUAUGGUUUCGAAUUUUGUGUCCAAUUUUGGUUAAAUGAGUUUCGUUUCCUAUAUCCACUUCUGUGUUAAUAGCUUCACUUGCAUAAUGUCUGCAAUACGACGCAUCUUUGAAAUGUAUGCAAAUGUUAUGCAACGCUGCACAUACGUUCCCGAAUUGUGCCAUUUUUUCAGGUUGGUAACGGCUUCUCUUGUCAUUGCUUAGAAUUUUCCAACGGCCCUUUAGGAUACCAAUAGUUCUUUCAACCACACAGCGAGCUUUAGAAUGAGCCUCAUUGAACCGAGCUUGAGUAGACCCUUCUCAGGGUUCCUGAAUGGUGUUAAACACCACGGCUCCAAGGGAUAACCCGAAU